UCUUUAAUAAAUAAGUAACAAACACCCCCUAGAAAAAUGAAUUUUUCCAAAAACCUUACUUCAUUUUUAUGUUUCUUUUUUGCAACACUAGCCCUAGCCCAAAUGUGCCAUGCACAAAAUUCACCACAAGACUAUGUUAAUGCCCACAAUGAUGCUAGGGCUGCCGUGGGUGUUGGAAACAUACAAUGGGAUGAUCAAGUGGCAGCCUUUGCCCAACAAUAUGCUGACCAAAGGAAGGGUGAUUGUGUCCUCCAACAUUCCGGUGGCGGCGGGCGCUACGGAGAGAACCUCGCUGGAGGUAGUGGUCCUGGUCUUGUCUUGACAGCCACAACUGCAGUACAGAUGUGGGUUGCUGAGAAGGCUGAUUAUGACUACAAUUCCAAUACUUGUGCUUCUGGCAAAGUGUGUGGACAUUAUACUCAGGUGGUUUGGCGUGAUUCAGUUCGUCUUGGAUGUGCUAGGGUUCAAUGUGACAAUGGAGGAAUUUUCGUCACUUGCAACUAUGAUCCACCAGGCAACUUUGUCGGCCAAAAACCUUAUUAAACAUGCCCUUUUCACACUUUUCAUGGAGUUUCUUAAAAAUUGUAUGAUGAAGCUUACUAAAGUAUUUGGUAAUAUUCACUUAAUAGAUUCCUAUCAAAAAAUUAUUUACUUAAUAGAUGGAUUAUAGGUCUACGUGGAAUAAAUCUUAUAUUCCUAUACAUGCAGGUUUUGCUUGUUUAGAGAAAUCAAAUAAAUAAAUUGAAAUCAAUUUUACAUAUUGAUGAUUCCUGUUA
Messenger RNA from Beta vulgaris subsp. vulgaris (sugar beet), 776 nucleotides. Its product is annotated as pathogenesis-related protein PR-1 type. Lineage: Eukaryota; Viridiplantae; Streptophyta; Magnoliopsida; Caryophyllales; Amaranthaceae. Gene Ontology annotation, cellular component: extracellular region. The transcript has a single exon. The record is from RefSeq and is a predicted model, not a curated record. The coding region runs from base 37 to 543 and encodes 168 amino acids.